AUGAUACCUCUAAAAUACUUACCUGCCAAAGUUGCGGCCAACAAUGCAAUGCCAAGUUGGGUUGUACUUUUGGUCGAAUUCCUUCUUUAUGUAAGCAGCAAUGUCCUUCUCAAUGUUGAAUUUGGUCAUAGCGGUUUCACCGGCCUUAAUGGCAUCUUCCUGCAUAUCGCUGCUCAUAUCGGCAUUUUUGACAACAGCCUUGUUGCUCGACAUGGCAAUAAAGACCAAACCAUGGGCGGGAAGAGUCUAAAAGUUGGAGGCGCUGACAGCUAUUGA
Molecule: messenger RNA, 276 nt
Organism: Dibothriocephalus latus
Lineage: Eukaryota; Metazoa; Platyhelminthes; Cestoda; Diphyllobothriidea; Diphyllobothriidae
Source: the annotation of a GenBank genome assembly